This is a messenger RNA of Epinephelus lanceolatus (giant grouper), 2691 nucleotides long. RefSeq names its product transmembrane protein 129, E3 ubiquitin protein ligase (gene tmem129). Gene Ontology annotation, molecular function: ubiquitin protein ligase activity. Lineage: Eukaryota; Metazoa; Chordata; Actinopteri; Perciformes; Serranidae. Gene Ontology annotation, cellular component: endoplasmic reticulum; membrane. The record is from RefSeq and is a predicted model, not a curated record. Gene Ontology annotation, biological process: protein ubiquitination.
ACGUGUAGAAGAAGAAACUUAUAAGGAAGUAGACACCUAACACACAAGUAUGGAGAGCCCGGAGUUAACUUUUAGUCUAGCAUACAUAGUAUUCUCUCUGUGCUUCGUGUUUACCCCCAACGAGUUCCGCUCGGCCGGUUUGACCAUCCAGAAUCUAUUUUCGUCCUGGCUGGGGAGUGAGGACUUGGGCUUCAUCCAGUACCACGUCAGGAGGACCAGUAUCACCAUACUGGUCCACUCCGCACUGCCGCUAGGUUACUACAUGGGGAUGUGUAUCGCUGCUCCUGAAAAAAACCUGGCAUACAUCCACCAGGUGAGUGAAAGCUGGAGAGCAUUUCUCCUCCUCUCUCUCUGCCUCCAGUUGGCCAGCUGGACACUCGUCAUCUACUGGUCCCGCUAUCACUGGCACAACCAUCCGAUCAGCCGGGCCCUGCAGGCCCACAUACAGCCUCCUCACUCCAACUGGGGCUCUGUAGCAUCCAGCAUCAACACUGAGUUCAGACGUAUCGAUAAGUUUGCUACAGGGGCACCUGGAGCCAGAGUUAUUGUUACUGACAGCUGGGUUUUAAAGGUGACCACCUAUUACAUCUACAUGGCCUUACAGAGUGAAUGUCAUGUGACAGUGACGGAGUCCAGACAACACCAACUGAGUCCGGACUCGGCUGCCCCCACACAGAUCUUGACCCUGAGAGUGGACAGCAUUAACCCUGCUGUCAGACCCUUUGAUAUCAGGCUCAACUCUACAGAGUAUGCAGAGCUCAGGGAGAAGCUCCAUGCUCCCAUCAGAAACUCUCCCAAUGUAGUGAUCCACCAAACCAUGAGUGAACUCUUCUUAGAAACAUUUCGAGCUCAAGUGGAACUCAAUCAACCGUACAUCCCCCCCAGUGGACAGGAGAUGGAGCCCUGUAUCGGCUGUAUGCAGGUUCCAGCAAGCACCAAGCUGGUGAGAUUGUGCCACACAGAAGGAGCUGAUAAUGAGUCAGAGUGCCAGCAGUGUUUCUGCAGACCGAUGUGGUGUCUGUCCUGUCUGGGUCGAUGGUUCGCCAGCCGCCAAGACCAGCAAAGACCUGAGACCUGGUUGUCCAGCAGGGUCCCCUGCCCAACCUGUCGAGCCAAAUUCUGUAUACUGGACAUCUGUGUGGUCCACUGACACCUCAUACGUGCAGAUCCAAACAGACUUUAUCCUCUCAAACCCCUGAAAGAGAAGCAGUGGACAGGACUUUGGACUGAACUUAGUUAUGUACCUGCUUAUUGUAUGCUUUCAGUAAGGAGUGAUUGUUCAGAAUAAUGAUUGGUUCUGAAUACAUACAUAGUAUAUAGCCUGAUCAAUGUUAUACUUUGGGAGGUGUUCUUGUUUGGUGUUUACCUCAAGUCAGAUAAGAGGGAUAAUAUCAGUUACUAAAAGACAACCAGGAUGUGUUAUGCUGGGUUCAGACUACAUGAUAUCAGCCUGAUGCGGCCGUUGUACGGUGCACGCUUAGAUCCUGAACGACAAUGAGUGUCAUACGUGAUGAUCCAUAGUUUUAUCCUGUGUAGUGUGUUAUAGUAAAUGGCAACUGACUCGACGUCUGGAACACAUCACAACUUCUCAACAGGAAGUCUAGCAUGUUUGAUUUUCUUUUUGUCUUCCACAACUUCUCCUGUCAUAGCCAUCACUUUGACCAAUAGAAACGCAGAGCGAUCUGCUGCUGUGGACAACAGUAUGUCAAGAGAAAAAUGAGGUUGUGAAACAGCAGAAGCGCUUUAGCAACCUGGUGAGCACUCAUAAUGAAGGAUAUAAAGAAAUAAAAUUCACUAAUAGCAGCGGGACUUAUACUCUCUACGAGAGUACCAGCUUCAUUUGACACAGACUACAUAAGAAACAGGUGGUUAUUUUCAGACACAGGCCUUUAUUUCUCAUUCCCUCUGUAUUUUUCUAUUUUUACUUUCAAUCGGCUCCCAUUUGCCCUGUUAAAUUGAAUGUAUUGCACAGUCAUUUCAAACUCAACACUUCUUGUAUCCGUUUAAAUUUAAAAACCCCUCAUCAUUUCAGUUGAGAGAAUCCUUUCAUAUCAUAAAAAAGACUUCUAUUCUGAAACAUUUGCAGCAGCUUGUUGUGGAGGAUUCAGUGAGGAUUCAAUAGUUUGCAUGUGGUACUUCAAAUGUAGCUCCUUCCUUCUGGUGACAAUUUUUAUGUUACUUCUAUAACAGUUCAGCUGGGACGUGAACAGUUACAGUGAAUGAAAUAACAGUAACCAGCAAUGAUUGGUCAUGGACCAGCAUGUAGCCUGUCAUGUCUGUAGGCCAAGUCACAGCAAGAUUUUACGACUCCACAAUCGCCUUAUCUGACAUAAAGACUGUCUGAACGGACAGAAAUGUUGUGUAGUGUGAACCCAGCAUUAGCUUAGCAGAAAGACUGACUGCAUUUAAAACAGACUCACUCCUGCUCAAACUAUAAAAGCAGCCUUUAGCAGCUGGCAGGUGAUCACAUCUCUUGAGCAGGAAUAGCCAAUCAGACACAAGAAUUGAACUUUAUUUAUUUAUUCAUUUAUUCUGUAAAAAAUCCUCUGAUGUUCUCACUGAUAAUGUUAUCCUGCACACAUCAUUUUGUUCAAAUAACAAUAUGCAGGUUGGAGACCCACUGAAACAGUUCAUAUGAAAAUGAUAAAGAAACUGAUUUUUGUAAAGUAAAAAAAAAACAUCUAUAUCACA